Messenger RNA from Fraxinus pennsylvanica, 510 nucleotides. The record is from the annotation of a GenBank genome assembly. NCBI's taxonomy places the organism in Eukaryota, Viridiplantae, Streptophyta, Magnoliopsida, Lamiales, Oleaceae.
AUGGGAACACCUUCAUUGGCGAACCCUGAAGUUGAGGAGACAUUUGGAGACAACGAUCCGGAUAACUGUACACCAGUUAAUUUAUCUGUGGCUCUUUCAUUUGGAGUUGAUGCAGUUGAGAUCGGGGAAUUCCGAGCCAAGAGUGGGCAAAUUUUGAAAGUCAAGCCUUUCGCUGCUCUGGCAAUGAAUGAUGAGGGAGAACUUGAUUGGAAAAUAGUUGCAAUUUCAGUGGAUGAUCCAAAAGCUUCGCUAGUUAAAGACACAAGUGAUGUUGAGAAGCAUUUCCCGAUAGUUCGCUUGAGACUUCAGAGGAGGCGUAGUGUAUUUAUCCUCGCCAAAUACUUGUUUAGAGACUACAAAAUUCCCGAUGGGAAACCUGCGAACAAGUUUGGUCUAGGCAACAAGCCAGCUAACAAGGAUUAUGCCCUCGAGGUAAUCACUGAAACCAACGAGUCCUGGGCUAAACUUUUUGAAAGAUCUAUACCUGCUGGCGAGCUAUCACUUGUGUAA